Molecule: messenger RNA, 2592 nt
Organism: Lycium ferocissimum
Lineage: Eukaryota; Viridiplantae; Streptophyta; Magnoliopsida; Solanales; Solanaceae
Product: pentatricopeptide repeat-containing protein At2g15820, chloroplastic
Exons: 2
Coding region: 31-2355 (774 amino acids)
Biological process (GO): photosystem I assembly; mRNA cis splicing, via spliceosome; Group II intron splicing
Molecular function (GO): protein binding; endonuclease activity
Source: RefSeq, a predicted model, not a curated record
AUCUCAACAAUACUACCUAGUCUGUUCUUCAUGUCCAUUUGUCUGUUUGAUACUUCCCUUAUCCAAUCCCCCAUGCCUACUGCCCUCACUCACCUCCGCCCUCUCAUAUCCUCAUCAUCACCCUUUUUCCUUCCCUCAAAACCCCUUCAAUUAUCUCCCUCUAUAUCCAUCUACACCCCUUUUUCUUCAUCUUCCACUUUAGUACACCAACAAAUUCUUUCCAAUUCCCAAGAACCCCAACUCGAUGACAACAAAUGUGAACCCCAAAGUUUCAGUUUUGACGAUUCUUGUUUUGAUUCUUUGGAAUUGAAGAAGUUUGAAACCCCAUGUGUUGAGGUGGGUGAAUUAGAGGAUAUUCCUGAUCAAUGGCGGAGAUCAAGAUUAGCUUGGCUUUGUAAAGAACUACCUGCACAUAAGACACCUACUAUGGUUAGGAUUCUUAAUGCACAGAGGAAGUGGUUUAGGCAACAAGAUGGGACUUAUAUUGCUGUUCAUUGUAUGCGUAUUCGAGAAAAUGAUGCUGCUUUUAGGGUUUACAAAUGGAUGAUGCAGCAACAUUGGUUUCGAUUUGAUUUUGCUCUAGCUACGAAGCUAGCAGAUUACUUGGGUAAGGAACGAAAGCACUUGAAGUGCCGGGAGAUUUUUGAUGACAUAAUUAAUCAGGGGCGAGUGCCUUGUGAAUCUACAUUCCAUAUUCUCAUUAUUGCCUAUCUUAGUUCACCUGAACCAUCGGUGUUAGAUGAAGCAUGUAGCAUCUACAAUCGCAUGGUGCACUUGGGAGGUUAUAAGCCUCGACUUAACUUACACAAUUCUCUUUUCAAAGCUCUUUUGGGGAAGACACAGGGCUCGAGUAAACACUUUUUGAAACAGGCUGAAUUUAUAUACCAGAACUUGAAUUCCUCUGGAUUGGAAAUACACAGAGAUAUUUUUGGCGGUCUUAUAUGGCUUCACAGUUAUCAAGAUGUGGUGGAUAUGGAAAGAAUUGAUGUGCUAAGGGCAGAGAUGCAAUCAAGAGGAAUUAAGGAGAGCAAAGAGGUAAUUGUUUCAGUUUUAAGAGCUUGCUCAAAGGACGGGAACGUGGAGGAAGCAGAAAAAACUUGGUCAAGACUCGUCAAUCCUCCUUCUCAAGCUUUUGUUUAUCGAAUGGAAGUCUACGCAAAGAUCGGAAAACCUACAAAGUCAUUUGAAGUAUUUAGGAGGAUGCAGGAACAACUGGGGUCCACCUCCGUUGCAGCAUACCAUAAAAUAAUAGAAGUGUUGUCUAAAUAUCAAAAACUAGACCUUGCAGAUUCUAUCAUGUCCGAGUUCAUAAACAGUGAUACGAAACAGCUGAUCCCAUCAUUCAUCGAUUUGAUGGGGAUGUACUCUGUUGCAGGUUUACACGAGAAACUAGAAUCUACCUUUCUCCGGUACCGUGAAGUCUGCCCUCCGAAUUUAACGAUUUUUAACAUUUAUUUGGAUUCGUUGGUGCACACUGGCAAUCUAAAACCAGCUGAAGAAAUCUUCAAAGAAAUGCGCAGUGACGUGGCCAUUGGUGUUAAUUCUCGUUCUUGCAACAGUAUUUUGAGAGGCUAUCUGACCUCUGGAGAGUAUGUGAAGGCAGAAAAGAUAUACAAUUUGAUGUGCCAAAAGAAAUACGAGAUCGAGAUUGAAUCUUCGUUGAUGGAAAGACUUGUCUAUUUUCUAAGCUUGCGGGAGAAAGUCGUUGAAGAACCUAUUAGGCCGAAGCUCACACCAGAACAACGAGAAGUUUUGACGGGGUUGCUUCUCGGGGGUUUGCAAAUUAUUAGAUCAGAUGGAAAGAAGAGAUUGCAUGCAAUACAUUUUGAGUUUAAUGAAGAGUUGAAAGUCCAUUCCAUUUUAAAGGGACACAUACAUGAUAAAUUUCACGAAUGGUUAGGCUCUCAUGAUGACAUCCCUAGUUCUUUUACUACCAUUUCACAUUCUUAUUUUACUUUCUAUGCUGAUCAGUUUUGGCCCGAUGGACAUCCUUGUAUACCAAAACUUAUACAUAGAUGGUUGUCGCCUCGUGUUCUUGCUUAUUGGUAUAUGUAUGGUGGUUACCGGACAUCAUCUGGUGAUAUUCUAUUGAGAGUAAAGGGAAGUCCAGAGGGUGUUGUGAGUAUUGUUAAAGCACUGAAAGUCAAAUCAUUAGAUUGUCGAGUGAAAAAGAGGGGGAGAGUCUUUUGGAUAGGUUUUCUGGGGAACAAUGCUACAUUCUUUUGGAAGAUGGUAGAGCCCUUUAUUCUUGAUGAAUUAAAGGAACUCCUUAAAGCAGGUGGCAACUUAGAUGGAUCCCUAGGGCCGGAGUUUGGCGAGAAGAAUUCAGAUUAUAGUGAUGCUGACACGUUGUAGAGCCUCGUCUGAUUAAUGUAUUGUUAUCUAUGCCUUUUAUUGCAAGGUGUAAUAGGUUAUUUAGAUUAAAAAUGUUGCUGCAAAAGUUUGUGGCUCAUAAGUUCCCCAGGUGCCACAGCACUAUCUUUUGUGAUGUCUCUAGUGGUGGGUGAAAAGUGAAAACCAUAUAUGCUUGACUCAAGACAAUCUACAAAGAAGAGAGAUACUGCUAGUCAAUUGAUGCUACAUGUGCUGAAU